Messenger RNA from Anguilla anguilla (European eel), 3372 nucleotides. It is a transcript of the gene lss, whose product is annotated as lanosterol synthase (2,3-oxidosqualene-lanosterol cyclase). NCBI's taxonomy places the organism in Eukaryota, Metazoa, Chordata, Actinopteri, Anguilliformes, Anguillidae. Gene Ontology annotation, cellular component: lipid droplet. The transcript has 22 exons. Bases 101 to 2302 code for a protein of 733 amino acids. Gene Ontology annotation, molecular function: lanosterol synthase activity. Gene Ontology annotation, biological process: triterpenoid biosynthetic process; cholesterol biosynthetic process. The record is from RefSeq and is a predicted model, not a curated record.
UAAUGGUGUGAAAAGGGCGGACCGCCGCGCUACUACGGCAACAAAUUAAAGACUCGGUUCAUUGUAGAAGUUCAUAGGAAAUAUUUCCUACGAAGACGGUAUGAUGACGGAAGGAACGUGUUUGCGGAGACGAGGGGGGCCCUAUAAGACGGAGCCUGCUACAGACCUCCAUCGCUGGAGGCUGCAGAAUGAGGAGGGCAGGCAGACCUGGCGCUACCUGGAGGAGCAGGACUCUGCCCGGGAGCAGUCCAUGCUGGAGGCCCAUUCUCUGGGCCUGGACACGAGUGGGUUUUUAUCGGACACCCCCCCUGCACACACCGCCCCAGAGGCUGCACAGAAGGGCAUGGAGUUCUACCGCCUUCUGCAGGCCGAGGACGGGCACUGGGCCGGGGAUUACGGAGGACCUCUCUUCCUGCUGCCCGGUCUCCUGAUCACCUGCCAUGUUGCCAGUAUCCCUCUACCUGAGGCCUGGAAGAAGGAGAUGGUUCGCUACCUGCGCUCAGUGCAGCUGCCAGAUGGGGGCUGGGGUCUGCACAUUGAGGACAAGUCUACAGUUUUUGGUACGGCUCUGAGCUACACGACACUAAGGAUUCUGGGAGUUGGGCCUGAUGAUCCAGAUAUGGUGCGAGCCAGAAACAACCUGCACGAAAAAGGGGGCGCUGUUGGCAUCCCUUCCUGGGGUAAAUUCUGGUUGGCUGUCCUUAAUGUGUACAGCUGGGAAGGAAUGAACACUCUCCUCCCGGAGAUGUGGUUGUUCCCCACCUGGUUCCCGGCGCACCCCUCCACCCUGUGGUGUCACUGCCGGCAGGUGUACCUGCCCAUGAGCUACUGCUACGCCGUGAGACUCCGAGCUCAGGAGGACCCCAUCGUGCUCAGCCUCAGACAGGAGCUGUACGUCCAGGACUACUCCACCAUCGACUGGCCCGCGCAGAGGAACCACGUGGCCGCCUGCGACUUGUACACGCCCCACAGCACGCUGCUGUCCGUCGCUUACCUGAUAAUGAACGUGUACGAGGCUCACCACAGCGCCGGCCUGCGAGAGAGAGCGGUGAAGGAGCUGUACGACCACAUCAAGGCCGACGACCGCUUCACCAAGUGCAUCAGCAUUGGCCCUAUCUCCAAGACCAUUAACAUGCUGGUGCGCUGGCACGUGGAUGGACCCACGUCCCCAGCCUUCCAGGAGCACGUGUCCAGGAUCCCAGACUACCUGUGGCUAGGACUCGAUGGGAUGAAGAUGCAGGGCACCAAUGGGUCCCAGCUCUGGGACACCACAUUUGCUGUCCAGGCCUACCUGGAGGCGGGUGCUCACGACAGUCCCAGGUUUACGGAGUGCCUCAGACACGCCCACCAGUUCUUCACCCUCACACAGAUACCAGAUAAUCCACCAGAAUACCAGAAAUACUACAGACAAAUGAACAAGGGUGGGUUCCCCUUCAGCACGCGGGACUGUGGCUGGAUUGUAGCGGACUGCACGGCAGAGGGGCUGAAGUCGGUGAUGCUGCUGCAGGAGCAGUGUCCCUUCAUCACUCAGCACAUUCCCCCAGAGCGCCUCUAUGACGCCGUCAACGUGCUGCUGAGCAUGAGAAACCCUGACGGCGGGUUCGCCACGUACGAAACCAAGCGUGGGGGGCGUCUCCUGGAGCUCCUCAACCCCUCUGAGGUGUUUGGUGACAUCAUGAUAGAUUACACGUAUGUGGAGUGCACUUCAGCCGUGAUGCAGGCCCUCAAACACUUCCACCAGGUGUUCCCAGAUCACCGGCCACAGGAGAUCAGAUCCACUCUGAGGGACGGGUUGGAGUAUUGCAGGAAGGUGCAGCGUCCUGAUGGAUCAUGGGAAGGGUCCUGGGGAGUGUGCUUCACCUACGGGGUGUGGUUUGGACUGGAGGCAUUUUCAUGUAUGGGCCACACCUUCCAGAACAGGGAGGCGUGCCAGGAGGUGCAGCGCGCCUGCGCGUUCCUCCUGUCCAGGCAGAUGGAGGACGGGGGCUGGGGGGAGGACUUUGAGUCCUGCGAGCAGCGACGCUACGUCCAGAGCGACGGGUCCCAGAUCCACAACACCUGCUGGGCCCUGCUGGGGCUGAUGGCCGCCAGGUAUCCAGAUGUCGAGGUCAUAGAGAAGGGGAUCCAGGUUCUGAUCGACAGGCAGCUGCCCAAUGGAGACUGGCCCCAGGAGAACAUCCCGGGCGUGUUCAACAAGAGCUGCGCCAUCAGCUACACCUCUUACCGGAACGUCUUCCCCAUCUGGACCCUGGGGCGCUUCUCCCGCCUGUUCCCCUCCAGUCCCCUUGCUGAAAAGCUCUGAGAGGUCAGGGGUCACCAGAACUGACCUCUGUCACUGGACUCGUAGAGUAGGGGACGUGCCUUUUUGUCUGCCAAUAUUUCCACUGCCCCGCCCUGACUGUGUGCGACAGGUAGCGCGUGCUGCAGUUGAGCCAGGCCCAGGACACGCACCACAGCGCGCCUGGGGUCGGGAGGGUGGAGCUGACGUGUGGGCGGGGCAUGGGAAAACAAGCCCUGUUUUCAGUGCUCAGUGUCUGCAUGGAACCAUACUCCAGUUGUCAUAUCUUUAACAGACCACGCUGGAGUGAACAGACCAUCAGCCCAACCGCCGUUAAAAUAAAAUGAAGGUCACAUGACAUGCAGCAGAAAUGCAUGCUGGGCUGCAUUAGUGCAGCUGAUGUGCCGCUCACACGUGCCUUCGAAAAUAUUGCUUAAUAAUGUUAAAUCUCGCGUAGACUUUUUAACUACUGAGCAAACAGAACAAGUGGCCUAAAAAUGUUGGUGUUUGUAAAAUAUCCUAGAAUCACUGAUUUGUCAUGACUACAUUUUAAUAAUGCAAAAUAAAAUGUGUGUUUUGUAUGCAUUAUCCUAACCACAGAGGUGGACAAUCCAGGGGUCAGAAAGUAAAAGUCCUGCCAUGUAUUUCAUCCACCCCUGAACUCAGCCAGCUGAUUUAGCUCUACCUCCUGGUUGAAGAAUGGUGCUCAUUAGCAAAUCCAGGUGACUGGAACAAAAUCCUGGGAUGAACUUUUACUUUCUGAACCUGGAUUGUCCAGCUCUGCCUAACCAUUAUUGUACAAGUUUUUGAAAUCUGUCACAUUUGCAUUAUGCUAAAACAGACUGAAACAAUGUUGGGUUUUCUCAUUACUUUUGCCAUUUGCUUUGUGUUUCAACUCUUCUUUUUCCACAAAUGGUUUAGCUUCAGUAACCAUGUGUCCACAUUUUCAGGAUAGACGACCCCGCUGAUUUUAGCUAUAGGUCUGUCAGUUAAUCAUGGAAAAAAUUUAAGGCCUUCCAAGUGGAAUCAUUUUAUGCAAAGCAUUAGUUGUCUGAGAAUGGAUGUGUCUAAUUAAAAUACGUUAAAAAAAAUAA